Molecule: messenger RNA, 1449 nt
Organism: Rubroshorea leprosula
Lineage: Eukaryota; Viridiplantae; Streptophyta; Magnoliopsida; Malvales; Dipterocarpaceae
Source: the annotation of a GenBank genome assembly
CAUUCACUCUCCCAAACACCCAAAUCCCUCUAAAUCUCCAAAACCCAUCCCUUAAACACUCAAAAACCAUCAAAUCCUUGCCUACCCAACACAAAUCCACAAGCUUUUUGCUCCAAUUUUCGUUGGGUUUUGCUGAGUUUUCUCUCUCAUGGCUUCAAGAAGGGCUGGAAGUAAAAGGAGACAAGUGGGUAGUUCUAGUGCCGGUGGUCAAGCACAAGAGGAAGGUAACAUCCCACAAUCAAAUCUCUUUUUGGAUACCCAAGCCUCUUCACAGGAACUUGGAUGGAAGAAUUAUAUAGAAAUUAAAGAGCCUGUGUAUUAUGAAGUUGUCCAUCAAUUUUAUGCUAAUCUGAAACCAAGAGGAAAUAAAUGCAAAACUAUGGUUGCUGGGGUGUCAUUUCAAUUUUCACCAAGGGAUAUUUGUGCUGCAUUAGAUAUACCCGACGGAGGAGAUGAUGAGUUUGAAGAUGUGAAUCAUGCUUUAGUUAGAGCCACAAUUGCCCCCAAUUGCACUGAAAAUCAAGUUAAAGUGGGGUUUCUUUCACCAGAAAAUAGAGCAUUGCAAUGGAUUAUAUCUCGCAUUAUUGCUCAGAGGAAGGGUUCUAAAUCUUAUGUUCUUGCCAGUGAUCUUCCCUGGUUUGACUAUCUUCUUAACGGAAAAAGGGUGAACCUAGGAAGAUACAUUUUCCGGAGCAUAAUCAAGUCUUACUCACCCACUACGGGACUUCCUCAUGGUGCUCUAAUUACCAGAUUGGCGAAGAGGAACAAUAUUGAUCUUACAUCAUUUAGGUUCGGAACGGUUCCCGGUGGGACUACACUUACCAAAGCUUCUUUUGAGAAAAUGGACUUUUUGUUUAGAAAUGGCACUUGGAUAAAGAAAGGGGAACAAGAAGGGGAUGAAGAAGAAGGUGAUACAGAUCAAGAAAUGGCAGAACAAGGGGCAGAAGAUCAUGAAGAUGACAGCCCAAGACCAUUUCGAGUCUCCAUGCAAAGGACAAACCGUGAAACCAUGGAGUUAAUGAUAUCUGAAAUGCAGCAGCUGCACACUGACUUUUAUGGUUUCCGGACAGAAAUGAGAGGAAAGCUUGAUCAGCUUAUUAACCAUUUUUUUCCUCCACCCCCACCUGAUGCCAACUGACUUGAUAUUUCUUUAGUUUGGCUAAUCUUUAGGAUGGACAUCUUAGGGUUAUGCAUGUUAUGUUUUAUUUGACAAUGGAUAUGUCUUGAACCUUGUUAUCUUGUUUUAUGAAUGGAAAUGGCAUCACUUGUGUUAACAUGCUUUGUGAAUGAUUGUUUAUGAUUUUGAUGAUAACAUGCUCUUAUUGAGGGGGAGUUUAUUAGUUGAUGAUUGUAUUAUAACUUUGGUUGUCUAUGGUGCUAUAUUGAUGAUUAUAUUCAUAUUCUUGAUGCUUUAAAGGUUGAUAGCAUGAAUUAAGGGGGAUUUUAUUG